CCAGAGCUUUCUGGUUCAAGCAUUUUUGCUGAGAUCCUCGCUCACAGCUUACUCCGCGCCCGCUCGCGUGCCAUGUGGCCCUGCGUUGUCGCCGUCGCCGUUGGCAUCUGGCUGUGGCGCGGCGGCGGUGGCGAGCGCGACGGGCACUGGCACUGGAGUGCAGAGGAGGGCGCGUGGAUCUGGCGCUGGGGCUCCUCCUGGUGGAUCUACCUCGAGGAGCUCCCGUGGGUCCAUUACGCGGACGAGGCGAACCGCUGGCCCGGCGAGGACGGCGCUGGCGCGCCAGGCAUGUGGUGGUCCUUCACCACGGGCCUGCCAUCGUGCCACAUCGGCGGCAGCGUCCGCACGGACCCCAGGGCCGCGGACCCAGCGCACUGGCGUCACUGGGCGGGUCCCAAUCCUCACCAGGAGAUGGCCCGCUACCGGCAGCAGGACGCGGCUCGGGCCUCCACGUGGCGCGCCACGGCGCGGCUUGCAGCGGCGCGCCUGCCGCGGCCCGCGGAGUCGCUCGUCCUGGAACUCCUGGGGGCGCCCGCGGCGUGCUGCUGAGGAGGACGCCAGCUACCUGAGCAGCUGAGCGACGGCAAAGCCCGGCGGCACCGCGG
This is a messenger RNA of Prorocentrum cordatum, 605 nucleotides long. The record is from the annotation of a GenBank genome assembly. Lineage: Eukaryota; Dinophyceae; Prorocentrales; Prorocentraceae.